Seriola dumerili (greater amberjack) is the source of this 1074-nucleotide messenger RNA. It is a transcript of the gene galr1a, whose product is annotated as galanin receptor type 1-like. Gene Ontology annotation, molecular function: galanin receptor activity. Gene Ontology annotation, biological process: positive regulation of cytosolic calcium ion concentration; negative regulation of adenylate cyclase activity; G protein-coupled receptor signaling pathway. The record is from RefSeq and is a predicted model, not a curated record. Gene Ontology annotation, cellular component: membrane. NCBI's taxonomy places the organism in Eukaryota, Metazoa, Chordata, Actinopteri, Carangiformes, Carangidae. The transcript has 3 exons. The coding region runs from base 1 to 1074 and encodes 357 amino acids.
AUGGAGCUACAGGUGGAAAACCAAAGUCAGCUGUUCAACACCAACACCGUGAGGCUGCCGGCUAAACUCAUCCUGGGUAUGGGUGUAGAUAACUUUAUUUCUCUUCUGAUAUUCGGGCUGAUUUUCAUCCUCGGGGUGCUUGGGAACACCAUGGUCAUCACGGUGUUGGCGCGCAGUAAACCGGGUCAACCGAGGAGCACGACCAACAUCUUCAUCCUCAACCUGAGCGUGGCGGACCUCUCCUACCUCCUCUUCUGCGUCCCCUUCCAGUCCACCAUCUACAUGCUGCCCACAUGGGUGCUGGGAGCGUUCAUCUGCAAGUUCAUCCACUACUUCUUCACCGUGUCCAUGCUGGUCAGCAUUUUCACUCUGUCGGCCAUGUCCGUGGACCGGUACGUGGCCAUCGUGCACGCCAGGAGGUCCUCGUCGAUCCGGGUGGGGAAGCACGCCAUGCUCGGAGUGGUGCUGAUCUGGAUCCUGUCCCUGGUCAUGGCAGCUCCCGUGGCGCACUACCAGAGCAUCGUGGAGCGGGAGGACAACAACACUUUCUGCUGGGAGGUCUGGCCGGAUCACCAGAGGAAAGUCUACGUGAUGUGCACCUUUGUUUUCGGAUACCUGCUGCCUCUCACUCUGAUAUCUGUCUGCUAUGCAAAGGUUUUGAACCAUCUGCAUAAAAAGCUGAGGAACGUCUCCAAAAAAUCAGAGCUCUCCAAAAAGAAGACUGCUCAGACAGUCCUGGUGGUGGUGGUGGUCUUCUGUCUGUCCUGGCUGCCUCACCACAUCGUCCACCUGUGGGUGGAGUUCGGCUCCUUCCCCCUGAACCAGGCCUCCUUCGUGUUCAGGAUGGUGGCUCACUGCUUGGCCUACAGCAACUCCUCCGUCAACCCCGUCAUCUACGCCUUCCUGUCCGAGAACUUCAGGAACUCCUACAAGCAGGUGUUCUGGUGCCGGGCGCCCAGCGAGUGUCCCCUGAACGACACCAGAGACCUCCGCAGCAGGAUGGAGACGGCGCCGUCCACCAACAUCAGCGUGACAUACAAAGGUCACGACUCUCAGAUCAGUAAAAUGCUUUGA